AUGAUUACCACCACUACAACUUCGACAUCAACAUCAACGUCAAGAUUAGGUAAUAAUUUAUUAUUGAAUCCAGGUGGAAGAGAUGGUGUACUCAGGCCUUGGGUCGUGGGUGGUAACUCGAAUCCAAGGUUAGAUAAUGGCACAUUUGAUCCGGGUUACUUACCUCGCACUGGACUAUUUCAAUUUGCUGGUGGCACUGGUUCGUUCGGCACGCUUACACAGACCGUUGCCAUUGUGGAUGCAGAUCGAUUGAUUACAACAUCGAAGAUCGAUGGUGGUUAUGCUGCCGUCAAUUUGAGUUUUUGGUCUCGCGGCGCUGCAUACACAACAUACGAUGGUGCCGCAGUCGCCUUGUACUUUCUCAAUGACUUCAAUGGUACUUUGAGUAAUGCUACCUCUCCCGAGCAGGCAGCUAGUUCUAGAUGGAUCUUAUACGCAAACUCAUACCCUAUUCCUAUCGGAACAAGAUCAAUCCAAUAUCAAAUGAGAUUCAUUCGACACGAUGGAGCUGAUAUAGACUCGUAUAUCGAUGACAACAUUAUGACUGUCUAUUAA
Adineta steineri is the source of this 555-nucleotide messenger RNA. Lineage: Eukaryota; Metazoa; Rotifera; Eurotatoria; Adinetida; Adinetidae. The record is from the annotation of a GenBank genome assembly.